CCUAUAUCUGUUCCCUCCUGCUGGUGUUUCAAAUGCCGCCUUGAUUCCACGGGGAAGCGUCCUGUUUCCUUGGAGACGCAAACAGCCAGAACGACACCUUGACGUCAUCACUAUGCGUCUCCUCGUCCUGUGGUCCUUUUCAGCCACCGUCGCUGUAUGGUUUUCGCGGCCAUGUUGCUGGAGGCAAACCAUUCGGUUAGAGCAGGGGGGAGGCGGUAAUCGCGCGUGCGUUGUAUUCCACGGGGAGGCGAGCUCGGGCUCAAGUUACCGGAAAAGGAGGAGUUGGCAUUUCCGGAGUGUACCGUUUGAUGUUUGGUUUUAGGUAGGUGUGUGUAAUGCUAAACUAAACGGUGAAAGGUUUAAUAAACACAGCUCCUUCUGCUGGGGCGGGGGCGGGGGCGGGGGCUAGUAACUUGCCCCAAACUGUGCUGCCAGGCGAUAUACCACACCGGGAUAACCAGCAGCAGCAGCAGCUCUAGCAUUAUAUAAGGGUUUUUACUAAUGAGUGUCCUAACAGAAUAUCUCUUACAGUGGGCAGAUCACACUGCCUGUCUGCUGCCAGCUAGUGCUAUUCAUGCAUUCAACACACACAGGGAUAGUGAGAAGCACGUGGGUGAUUUGUUGAUAACAUUGUUUCUCCCCCCCAAACCUUCUUCGUCUACAGCAGGCUUCCCCAAACUCUGGCCCUCCAGAUGUUGCUGAACUACAACUCCCAUGAUUCUAUGAAUGCAAUAGAUAGGCUGAGAAUCAUGGGAGUUGUAGUUCUGCAACAUCUGGAGGGCCGGAGUUUGGGGAAGCCUGAUCUACAUGUGUCAAAGGAUUCAAAGAUAAUCAAGUGUCAGUGUUUUGUUCUGUUUUUGUGUCUGUUUUUUUUUUUUUUUAAAUAAACCCUUAAAAACACUAACAUACAAAACCGUCAACCAAAAAUAUAGACUUUACAUACACACACACAAACGGUGAAUAUCCGUCUAUGUUCUUGUAUCAAGUAUAGCAAUGUUUUGAUAUGUAAAGUAAGAAAAAUCUGGUUUUGGUCCUUGUGGUUUAAUUACUCAUAUUAUUCAGAAAUACAAAAUGCUAUAUUAGUGUGAAGAAAUGCUAAGUACCAUAAUUAUUUUUGUGAAUUUGAUUAAAACAUUUGCUUCCUCUGGCACGAGUGUGUGAUGGUUUUUUUCUUUUUUUCUUACAUUCUAGAGACAGAAAGUGGCAUGGACUUGUCUUGUCCACAGCAGAAUGAGUGUGUCGGUAGCUCUGUGGCAAGCAAAUGGAACUUGGCAGAAGCACAGCAAAAACUGAACAGCUUAGCUCUGCAUAAUUCAGAGUCUAUAGAUCAAGAAAAAGCCAAGGCUAAAGAACAGUUGUCCGAAUUAAAGCGAAGAGAAGAAGAAUGGAGGCUGAAAGAAGCAGCUUUACCUCCUACUGAAACCUGGGGACUGUCCGCUUCAGAUUUCCGUAGUCAAGAUGUUUUUAAUAAGGUACCUAACUGUUUCAAUGCCAUGUAAACAUUUAGUUCCAAGUGUAACUGUUAGUAUACAGAACACACUUUCUGAUAUUAAAAUGUAUCCAUGCAUUGUGCUAUCAGAAACGCUUGCAAAUGUUUUCAUGUGAUGAAAACGUGGUGCCUCCCACACUUGUCAAUCUGUUGUCGGCACAGAAGUCUGUGCCAACCGAGUAGCUUUCUUUGCCAAAAAAAUGUGUGACCAAGGAGAGCAGCUUUAGUCUUUUAUGAGUAGUUCUCCUUCUCUAUCUCAGCAACUACAAUACAAUACAUUUACAGCAGCUUCUUUGAUUAAACCUCUAGUAAGUGUGCCUUGAACGUGCUAAAGGAAUUUAGAAACAGAGUGCCAGACAUUCUGACACUAGUGAUCUUACAAUGACGUGUAUUUGAAUGUAUGUUGCUUUUCUUUCCAGGCUUACCUGAUCCCUAUGCUCAUGUAUUCCAGUAAAAUAUAGUCAUAUACUAGGCAUUUUGGAAAUAAGUAUAGGCACACAUAUCAUCUGUCUGAUACUGACACUUUUCCAGAAUUGACAUGGUUGGAUAAAACUUUAUAAAUCACGUAACACUUUUUUAUAUAAUGUGUAUAUAACCACUACACCAGACUGUACAAUGUGCUGUAUGUAUCGGGAGUCUUUCACAUUUUUGGCAGUUUACAGAAGUGACAAUUUCAGUAGAAAACACUUUUUUAGAAUUGGGGUCAGAAACACCUUUGUUCUGAUUCCAUUAGCUCCAUAGAGUUUACAAAGUGGCAGGUACUCUGGGCUAGAGCACACCUGCCUUUCCCCCGUAUCAGUGUGCUAUACUACAACUUAUUGAGAGGCAUAGGAAAGCCGCAAUGUGUGUGCGCUUGUGGCUCAACAAGUAGUCUCUGGUACAUUCCCUGGCACAGGUCUACGACCUUUGCAAGUUGUGUUUUUUUUAAAGCUAUCCCCCCAAAGAAAACAUGCAGAAAAAAUACAUGCGUGUUUUCGGUGGGGUUAUGUCUACUAAAUUGUUUUCAAAAAAAUUAAAAAUCAUUGGAGUGUUCCUUUACAUGUAUACUUAAAGGAUCACUAUAGUGUCAGGAAACCAAACUCGUUUUCCUGACACUAUAUAAUCUUUAGGGGACCCUCACACUCAGGGUCCCCCUCCCACUGGGCUGAAGAGGUUAAAACCCUGUUCAGCCACUUACCUUAAUCCAGCGCUGGGCUCCCUCGGCACUGGUGACCUCUCCUCCCCCGCCGACGUCAGCUCCCGAGUGGAACAGAAUGCGCAUUCUAACAGUCCAUAGGAAAGCAUUUCUCAGUGCAUUCUUAUGGACGUUCUGCACGCUAGAUGCGAAUUUCGCAUCCAGUGUCGCAGAAGCGCCUCUAGCGGCUGUCAGGAAGACAGCCACUAGAUGUUGGAUUAACCCUGCUAUGUAAACUCUGAAACUGCUAUUUUUACAUGUCAGGUUAAAACCUGAGGGACAUCGCACCCAGACCACUUUAUUGAGCUGGGUGACUAUAGUGUCCCUUUAAAAUUUAGGAGAUUGCAUCAUGAUCCAGUUAAGACAAGGCAAAGCCAGGGUACAAAGGACAGAUUUUUUUAAUCAUGAUUGACCAGGAGCUAAGAUUGAAACACUUAUUUGCAUGGUAGGAAGUUGUGGUUUUCUGUAUUUUAUUUUUCACACUUCGCUUAUACAUAUUUGUUAAAUGUAGAGCUUUAGCAUUUAAGUUAAGCAUAAUAUUAAAAAUCCUGGUAAGUGGCAGUUGCCUUUUAAAUGUAAAUGUCUGCGGUGUAGCUCAGUUAAAAACAAGGAUUAUUCACCAAAGGCUGAAUUUUAAAGGAACACUUUAGGCACCCAGACCACUUCAGCUUAAUGAAUUGGUCUGGGUGCCAGGUCCAUCCAUUUUUUUUUUUUAUAAACAUAGCAGUUUGAGAACCUGCUAUGUUUAUGUAAGGGUUAAUCCAGCCCCUAGUGGCUGUCUCAUUGACAGCAGCUAGAGGGCUUCCGCUUUUCUCACUGUGAAAAUCACAGUGAGAAGACGCCAGCGUCCAUAGGAAAGCAUUGUGAAUGCCUUCCUAUGGACUGGCUGCGCGUGCGGCUCCUGACGCGCAUGCGCAUUCAGCCGAAGAGGAGGAGGAGAGCUCCCCGCCUGGCGCUGGAGAAAGAGGUAAGUUUAACCCCUUCCUCUCCAUCCAGCCUGGCGGCACCCUCAGGGCACUAUAGUGCCAGGAAAACGAGUAUGGUUUUCUGGCACUAUAGUGGUCCUUUAACAUCAAAUUCAGACCGAGAAAUUUAAACUAGAUUGUGCAACAUAGAGCAUAGUAUUGACCACAUGUGAAUUCCCAAAAGCAUAUAAAUAGGUCUGCCAACUGUUAGCAGUACGUGCUCAGUGUAUUAAAAAACAUAGCAUUGUUAAGGAGGAUGCCAAAAUUAUCUGCAUACUUUCCAUUACAUAGAGAAUAAAAUUGUAGUGUAGUUCCAGACCAGUAUUUUUUAUUCAACAGAUUUAUGUGUAUGUACAUAUAUAAGUGUGUAUUCAUCCACUAGACACCAAAUAUGGUGUUCUGACUAUAGCUCGGUAUUUUUAUUUCUUAAUCAACACUUUUUGCUUACAUUUUGCUAAUACAUAUUUAAUUCACCUCAUGGUGUACAGUGAACAAACCCUGUUGAUUUUAAUGUUGGUGAAUUAAACCAUGCGAGAGGAAAUUAUGGAAACUGAACAAAUACAAACUGAAAGAGAUGCAUAAAAACCUGUUACAGAUCUGUUAUCUAAUGCUAAGCCUGAUGCACUUUAAUAAUACACAAUACACUGUUAAAUCAUUUUUCUAGGAACUAAUUCUGUUUUUUACUUCCCAUUGAUCAGAGCUUUAUUAAUCAUGUGAAAAAUAGGAAGGAUGAAGAUCAGCCUAGAAGUUUUAUUCAGAAAUAUGAAGAUAAAAUUCGACAUUUUGGUAUGCCUUCAAUCUUGUACAUUCUGCAAUGCAUACUACAUCUUUGCAUGUCAUGUUUUCUUGAUAACUAUGGAAAUUGUAAUUACUAUUAUUUUUUUAUUUCAAAUAAUAGUUUCAUUUUGUGAAGAAUAGUAGAAUACAAGUUAAAUGGUCAGUAAGUAAACGUCUGUAGGAAAUUGCACAUAUGCAACUUCAACUUUCCACUAUAUAUUGGAGAAAUAAUAGACGGGACAUAUAAACUAGUAUAAAGUAUAAAUUGUUUUUUUGUUUUGUUUUUUGGCAUAUCUGUAUAUGAUAUAUGUACCAUGUAAUAAAAACUUCAGGGAUGAAGUCAGUGCAUGUUUCAGAAAUAAAAGGGAGUCACAAUGGAAUAUUUCCAUCAUGUGUGUUUUAUUUGUUUAUUUUGAAAGGCGCUUAAAAGUUGAGAUUUAGUAAGAGAUGUAUGUAAGAUGCCCUAUGGAGAGUCCCCUGUAAAAAUAAUUGAUUGCUUGAGGAAAUUACUUGGUGAGGUAAUGAGAUAAAAAGAUAAUAAAGGCAUCACAGCAGUGACUGUUUUUCCCGGUUAUAAAAAGAAAAAAAAAUCCAUGUUUGUUUGAACAAGGUUUUUACUUGUCCUUACUCAAGUGCUGAAAAUUACUCAGCGCUGCCAGCCGCUCUGCUUCCUGCAACAUCAUCCAGCACUCAAGCCGAUAACCAAUCCAAUGCUCCUCAUAGAAAAGCAUUAAAUUCAAUGAUUUCCUACUACCUGUAACCUCAUGUGAUCGAGUGGCUGUACCUCUAGUGGCUGUACGCAGGGCAGCCACUAGAGGUGUGUUUAACCCUACAAUCUAAAUAUUGCAGUUUCUACAAAACUGCAAUGUUUUACAUUCCAGGGUUAAAAUAACAGGACAAUUAUAUCUAGACCACUUCAUUGAGAUGAAGUGGUAUGGGUGACUUUAGUGGUCCUUUAAAUUGCUGUUGGCAAAUAGAUGUAUAUUUAAAUAUGUCAUGUAGAUCUAGCUAUUUGCAUAAUUUUUUCUUGAAGUGGUACAAACCUGCAGAUACCUGAUGGGUUUAACUUCUUCAUAGUUACAACAAAAUCAAUGUCCCUUUAAUUUCUGUGGGUUUUUAUAUAACAGUGAGACAGCCACUAGAGGCUGGAUAAACCCUCAGUGUAAACAUAGCCAUUUCUCUGAGACUGCUAUAUUUUCAGCUGCAGGGUUAAAAAUAGAGGGACCUGGCACCCAAACCACUUCAUUGAGCUGAAGUGGUCUGGGUGCCUAUAGUGGUCCUUUAAACAAUUUGAAGGCUGGUUAACACUGGUAUGCUGGUUCCAGGAAGCUCCAGACUCCAUAACCACUUAAUUGGGGUGAAGUGGUUAUGAUGCCUGGAGUGAUCCUUUAAAACAGAAAUGCUUAUGUUCCUUUUUCACCUCCUCUGCUAACCUAUAUAGUUCUGACAAGCAUCCUGGCUGAAGUGACAUCUCUAAUUAUAGCGCUAUUAUUGUUUGUUUGUUUUCUAGGCAUGCUCAGUAGAUGGAAUGAUAGUCAGAUUUUUCUGUCGGAAUAUCCAGAUCUUGUAUGUGAGGAAACAGCUCAAUAUCUCCGUUUGUGGUGUUACCAUUUAGAAAGUGAACAGGUACUAUCACACCACAGGUAUAAUUGGAAUCUGUUUCUGUAAUUGUAUUAUAUUGUGAAUCUGAUGAGUGCAAAAGGCUAUAUCAUGAAUAAUCAUAUCUGCACAAGAUUAAUAUAAGGACAGAUUAUUUAAAAUCGGAGUCAUUUUUGUGUGGGAGAGAGAUGUACACUGAGAGAAGUGUAAUAAAGCACACAUGCUGUCUGAAUUUCUUUAUCAUACACUGAAGAACUAUCUUUUGAUAUGGUGUACAAAUAUAUGGCUGUAUAAAGUUGUAUAUAAAAUAUUUUAAGCUUGUUCAUGCGGGGUCCUCAAUCUUUAGUUACUUGUUAACAUUUGUUAGUUUGUUUCCUAUUUCCUGAUAUAUCCCCACAUCAAAAUGUGAAAGUGCUGCAGAAUAUGUUAGCACUAUAUAGAUGCCAAUAGUAAUAAUUAAUAUUAAACUGUUGCAAUUCUUCUACAUGUCGACGGUGAUCACAUUCUUAAACUCUCUCUUUACCCACAAUUCCAUGUGUUCAUAUGUCCACUUACUGAAACCUAAUCUGUCACAGAAUACUCUUCUCUUUCGGCAGAUUAGAGUGGGUACUCGGAAAUAGAUUUUGCAUACUAAUUUUUUUUUUUCUUCAAACAUCUGCUCACUCUAGGUCAGUGUAUAUAAAUCUUUAUAGACUUGAGUAAAAAUUAAUAGGAUGGAAUUGGGACUUUGCCUUGUAUUACUGAUAAGUCCCUUUAAAGUAAUACCCUUUUUAUGCUAUAUUCAUCAUAAAUAAGAUAAUAUUACAAAUAUGCAAUUCUGUGCAUCUCAGACAGACAUUGAAAACAAAACAAUAAAAAUGGAGACAUUUUUUCUAGUACCACUGGGUCAAACAGUAGUAAUGGAUUUUAUUUUCUCUGCUCAUCUCUCUCUCCUUUUUGUCCUUGGUUUUGCAAUUAGCCUUGAACCUCUGUGUCCUCCAAAUUUCAAAAUUCUACCUCUGGUCAGAGGAGUAGCAUAUUUCCUUCAUGCGAGAUCAUGUUCUCAUUCAUUUUCAUUUUUCACAAUGCUGCAAAAAAUAACAAUUCUUCACGUCAAUUCUGUUUUCAGUUUGGCAUUUUUGGUCUUCGAAUUUAAAAUCCCAGCAAAAUUCUCUCUUUAGUGAAGUUAGUUUCCACUUUAUCCCCGAUGGUCUCUGAGGUGGAUACCUCCCCAGCCUUUUGCUUCCACUGUAUCUAGUGUAUAGAUGCUAAUUGUUUCAUAGAAAACAUAUUAUGGGAGCACAUAGAAGUAAGUGUAGUGGCUAGGUUUGCAGUUUCAGCUUGCUUAUUUUUUGUGAAUAGAGAAGUAAAAUUGCACAAAUUUGUCCAACAAAAUGUGUGUAACUGCAGAGUCCAACUUCUCUAUAAUUACACUGCUUGUGCACUUAAUUGCCUUCACUGCAAAGCUGUUUUUGAAGCAUCUUUUACUUUAAAACAUAGCUUACUGAUCAUAGAAUGUCAAGUCUGCUUUAAUGGAAUCUCUGCUUUUUUUUUUUUCUUACCAUUACAGAAAACAGCACUUAUGGAACAAGUGGCACAUCAAGCAGUUGUAAUGCAGUUUAUUAUUGAAAUUGCAAAGAACGGUAAUGUGGAUCCAAGAGGAUGUUUCCGUUUGUUUUUCCAAAAAGCCAGAGUAAGUAGUAAUUUUGUAUUUUUAUUUAUGUAUUAUUAUUAUUAUUAUCAUUACUGCACAACAACCAAGUGUUAGACCGUAUUCAAUAAAAGUAGUUGGUGAUUAUGGAUCGACCGAUAUUGAUUUUUUUUUUUUUAGAGCCGAUACCGAUAAUCUGUGAACUUUCAGGGCGAUAGCCGAUAACUUACCGAUAUUCUAUACAUUUACCAUUUAAAAAAAAAAAAUACACUAUUUCUAAACAAAUCUACUGUUAGCUGAACAUGUUUAUUAUUUAUUUCUUUUUUUGUAAAUCUUUUUUUUUUUUUUUUUAAAUAAAGUCAGUGCACACAAUAUACAUGCCAGUCAGAAUUUUUUAUGUUUUCAAGAAUGUGUGUGUGUAGUGGAUGCAGUGAGAGUAUUUGAUUAGUAGAUGCAGUGUAUGUUAUUGUAGUGGAUGUAGUGAAUGUUUGUGUAGUGAAUGCAGUGUGUGUGUGUGCUUGUGUAGUGCAUUUAAAAAAAAAAUAAUUUUAAUUAUGUUUUAGUCCCCACUCACUGCAUCUUACCUGGCCAGGGAGGGGGGAUAUGUCAUUCCCUGGUGGUCCGGUGGCAUGGACUGUGCAGAGGGGGCCCAGCACCCUCUUACUUACCUUCCCAGCAGCUCCCUUCAGCUCACCUGUCUAACUCUCGGGGCUUGCAUGCCACGCGGAGCAUUGCUAUGGUAACCCGUGGCAAUGCUCUGACGGCCGCGGGACUCGCGAAAGUUAGACAGGGGAGCUCCUUGGAAGGUAAGUAAGGUCCGCCGCUGGCCCCCCAAGACGCUGAUGGCACCCCUGGUCUGCAUUAUUGGCAAUAUUUUAAUCAUUUUUUUUAAUUAUUAUUCUUUAUUUGUAUCAAAGGUUUUGAUUUUAGGUGGGGGUGGGGGUACAGAAGAAAAGUGGGAGAGGGUGGGGGUUCAUUACAUUCUUCAUACAUUUUGUGCAGGUUGUAAGUUUAAUAGUGAGUAACAAGGCAGUAGGCACUUCUUUGGUUAAUUGCCAAUAGAAAACCAUUAUGAUGCGUAAGCCACAACUUGUUUUACAAUUCUGGUAAACACUUGUAGGUACAGUAGAAAAGCUUGGUUAUUUGAGUACUUGUGUCAUAUUGCGAGUGACUUUCGGUCCUUGUAGUGUCUGAGGUGGUCAUGUCUCGUGUGUGUAGUUGCGGAUUUCGUCUGUCGAUAGUUUGUAUUUUUCGUGUUUUCUGCAUGUCUUUUCUAGUUUCCAAGUCUAUGUGUGUCUUGGUCGGGGAAGGGGAGUGGUGGUAGUGGGGACAGUGGUUAGUAACUGUCUGUAAUAUCUGUAUCUUUAUUUACCGAUAUUGCUGAAAAUACAUAAUGUCGGCCGAUCAUAUCAGCCAGACCGAUAAUCGGUCGAUCCCUAUUGGUGAUAUAACCUUUUAUUGAAUAAGGUGAAAAAUAAGUGACAAUGCAUCCUGUGCUGCUAGUGCAGUGUUAGCUGUAUGACCAACUUUGUAGUGGUCACAAAUAUUGACAUGAAAUGGCACUGAGUUCUUCAUACAGCUACAAACUUUAGUAAAAAGGGUAUGUAUAUUGCAGUCAAAUGUAGGAUACACUAACGACUUCUUUUUGUUAUGUACCAGUCGGCUUGUGAUAAAUGAAAGUUUAAAAAACAAACAAAAAAAAACGUCCAUUUGCCUUGCCAUACCAUUUGCCAUUGGUCUAAUGGGAAAGGCAUCAUGUGGCCUGAUGCACAAUAUAUAUCUGUGGCUUCUCAUUUUCUUCUUAUAUUUUUAUUUCAGAAGCAAAAGUGGUGGGUAAAAACUCUUGAAAGUUGAUCAUUAAAGUGGCAGAAUAUUGUGUAAUAUAGUGUAAUUACCUAUGUUGGUAGAUUGUGUUACACAUGGAGUCCUUGUUCCAACAGACUUUGAAAUAAUAAUAAAAGAAACCAAAAUCCCAGCACUCGGCACAAUAAGUGGUAUAAUGGUGAUUUACUUGGUCGUUUCGGCGCACCAUGUCUUUCUCAAACCAUAGAAAUGUUCAUCAUACUUAAUAUUAUAUUAGUGAACAUUGAUUGACAAACCAAUCACAGAGCAGUGCAAAAGAUUCAUGCUUUUAAACCAUCAUGAAGGUGAUUUGCGAAAUUAACAUUUAUAUUGUCUUAAAGUGACAUUGCAAUACAGAUAGACAAUAACUGUGAUGCUUAAAGUGAUAUAUAGCAAACAAAAUAUUGGAAAAAAUAACAGACAUCAUUAUUAUUACGAAGGAUCUACAUAUGUUCAGCAACACACCAUAAUGCUAAACAACUUGGUGGCAUUCCAUGCAAUAAUGCAUCCUUGUGCAUACAGCAAAUGUUUCUUUUUAAAUGCUUAUAGAAAUAUAUACAUUUUAUAUAUAUUCAAUAAAAAUCUAAUAGUACAAUGACCAUCAUUUGCCUAACUAAAGAUCACCCACCCCCCACCCCAUUUGUAAGUCCACCCAGUGAAUUUUAAAGCACAGUUUGUUUUAAUAUAUUUCAUAGCUGAGGACGCGUCUACUUCAGGCUACUGUAGUGCUGAAGGUUGCCUAUCACUGGUCUAGUUAUAUGUAAAAUGCAUACACUUUUGCUAUUUUUCUGUUUUCUGUACACCCCCUGCAGUUUGAAUGUAGGAGAUAUUACAACUCCAUUUCUCCCUUUUCACCAGUUAUGUGGUUGCAACAAUGCACUGUAUGCCUAUUUUGAAGAAAUAAAUCAAGACCUUAUUUUUUAAUUGAGUCUUCAUAUGAGCAAUGACGGCAUGUUUGCACAUUUUUUGUGGCUUAAGAAAGACACUUCUCACAUCAAAACAUUGCCAUUCUGUGAUGACUGAAUAAACCAGCAUUGUAUCACUUAUUUUGCUGUGCCGAGAUUUUAUUUUCUUUUAUUUGGCAAGACAGUCUAGCUAGAUCAACAGUAAUAUAUAACAAUAGUAAUAACAUUUAUAGGGUUUUUAAACUGAAAGGAAGUCCACUUUGAAUAGUCUGUGAAAAACACAAUUCAUUAUGAAUGUUAUGCAAGAAAGAUACGGUUUUCAAGCAGCUGUCCGAGGAGAGAGAACGUGCUAAUUGUUGGAACACCCGUGGUAGAAGGCUGGCAAGCAGCUGCGUAUAUCUGACUCUUUUCUUUUACUGUAAUAAUCCCAAGAAUUCACAAUGCAAUACCCUAUUUCUGAAGAGAAAAAAAAAUGAUAUAGAGACUGAGAGAAAGUGAGUGUUUGUGUUAAAAUCAGAAAAAUAAUGAAAACUUAAGUAGAUUUCAAUAUUUGCAUUUUCAUCACUUUAUAACUUUUUUUUUCUGCAGCAUCCCCUGCUUAGUCAUUUAAUGUUUCCUUUUACAAAAAUAAGUCACAGUUUUGCUUUUUGUGUACAAAUAUUUUUUUCUUUUAUUUUUUUGUUAAUUUAUAUAAACUUGCAGUUAAACUUUUAGUUAAUAUAUGAAUUAAACAAAUACAUGGAUGUAACUGUUCUGGAGCAAAAUUGCAUUUCUUUAUGAUCCAUUAAUACACUUUUGAUUCACGCAAAACAAUUAUUUUUGUGUCUACUGUAAUAAUUAGACAAAGGAAGAAGGAUAUUUAGAAGCCUUUAAAAGUGAACUUGAAGUAUUUAAAUCAAAAGUUCGCAUGCAUGCUGAAUCCCAAAGAUACGAAGCCGCAGUGUUCCAGAAUGCAUCAUUUUCUCCUGACAUGUAUUUACAGCCGUGCCAUCAACAAGUAGGUUGUUUUACCAUUGUAGGUUUUGCUCAUGUAUAUGUUUUUCACCCUCUAACAACUGUUAUAUUCACAUAUGUAAUUUGUUCUAAAACGGUCUGUUUUCUGUGUUUUCUAAAAAAAAUUCAGCUUAUAUAUAAUUACACUAUAAUCCGUUCAAUGAAUACUUUUUACUGAAGCCUGACUGAUACUUUGAUAUUGAGAAGGAAUAAUUUUGUCUAAAAGUGUAAAGAGUUUGUAUUUUCAUGACUUCUUUGGUAGCAGUAAUUCAAAUGUGUAAUCGGGCUGAACCAGAAUUUAUGUUCAAGCACUAAAUAAAACCUGUUUCUAUGUAUAGUAAUAUUCACGUCUGGGCAUAGCAAAUUAACAUUCUCUAAGGCAGCAAUGUAACCUUGGUUCUCCACAUGUUCUUAAAUCACACGCUCACUUGUGUUUGUUUAGUGAACUGAAAAUUGACUGGGAUAUGUGAGAUGGAGAAUGGUUUUCAGUUGAGCUACAAUCCCCCACAUUUACCAGCUUAGUGAAUUAACAGCAGUGUGUUGAAAAAGAAACUCCAGCAACCCUAAACACUACAGUUUACUGUUGUGGUUAUGGUGACAGGAAUGCCCUGGUACAGUCUCUCUGUAAUUUGUUAAGGUAUGUUAGAAUGGUUUGGUCACUUAACCUGGGCACUUGCAACAGGAGAAGCUGGGUGCCUGUCUAAAGCUAAGCACAGCCAAUGCAGGAGCAUGCUCAUUUUCUCUCAGCAGUGGCUCUGCUGGAUUCUCUUAACCCCUUAAGGACCAAACUUCUGGAAUAAAAGGGAAUCAUGACAUGUGUCCUUAAGGGGUUAAAGGAGAAUUUCAGAAGCAGGGGUUUUGGCCAUUGGUAGCAUCUAGGUAAGUUGUCAAUUGUGCUCAAACAGUUUGAUAAAUUACACUGGGAUUGUGUCAGUGGGCUGUUGUACUGACUGAAGCCUCUGGUUAUAUCUCCACAACAGUGUCUGCAUUGAAUUGCAUUUAGAAGAAAAUAAUUUUCUUCCUUGCAUCAUAUAUUGCAAAUAAUCUUCUGAAAUAGAGGUAUUACCAUACCAAAGCCAAAUACUAAACUGAUUCUGUAUGUUUAAUACAUCUGGCCACUAAAAUUUUCAUGUGAAGACAUUUUGUUUUUUUGUUUUUUAAAGGUGGUUGUGUUCAAAUUAUAUUGACUAAAAUAUCUAACUAGUGUAUGUUGGCAGACACAAGACAAUGUCAGGUGGGAUUAAAAGGGUCAUUAAAAUAAUAUAAUAAUGUCCUUUUAGGAGUCACUUUUAUAUUUAAAUAUAGAAACAGUAGCUUUGUGAUGUUUCCGCAUGUGAAGUCUGCAUUGUCCUAUGGCUGCAGCUUAUUAUAGUGAUUAUGGUGCAAAAAAAAAUCUUUUUGUACUACAAAGUGGUCUGUCAAGCAAUUUGAAUAGUGUGAUAAAAACAUAGCUCUUAACCUAGCCUCCUGCUCAAACAAUGCAUGACUUUCACUUCUGCAUUAUCUGGCCAACCUUACACAGCAUUGAUACACAGCUAGCAUUGCAUGGUUUGUCAGUCCAGGUUUAUAUCAUUAAAAUUAGCUUCCUCAUUACCAGUGUCAUAAAUGGCUCCGAUAGACCGUGUGCAUCAUAAUCACUCCAAUAAUAUGUGGUUGUGGUGCUUAGAUUUCCUUAAACCAUAUAAAAUAAUAAAAUUCACACUUAAAGAAUUUGAUAGCUUGAGCUUACAUGUGACUUUUUUUUUAUUUUUUUUAUAUCCCUCUAGAAUGUUUUCCAAAGUCAUCCAAACCUCAGUCCACAUCAUUUCAACCCAAACAAGCAGACAGAAGAAGAGGAUUCCAAACUCAUGGACAUUCUGUAACACGGAUACAUUAUUGCUACAUGAACUAGUGUGGCUGUAUUCAUAUAAGUGACAUUUACUACUACUCAAUGCUGCACUUUAUUCCUUUUUAUUUUUUACUAACCCCCUGAGGGUAAUUUAAGUCCCUGAUAAGUUUGUGGUGUCUUACAGCGUGAACGUUUUGCUGCUAUCUGUCGUACAGGAAAAUGGAAGU
Messenger RNA from Pelobates cultripes (western spadefoot toad), 13429 nucleotides. NCBI's taxonomy places the organism in Eukaryota, Metazoa, Chordata, Amphibia, Anura, Pelobatidae. The record is from the annotation of a GenBank genome assembly.